AUGAAUACAUUAAACUUGAUCCCAACUUUUUUUUAUUUUUUUUUUUUCUCACAUAUUAUAAAAAACCUUUCCACACCCACACACACAAAAAAAAAAAAAAAAAAAAAAAAAAAAAAUGAAUUUAAUAACAAUUAUAAAAUAAAGAAUAAAUAUUAUGAUGUUGGUUUUAAAAAAAAAAUACUUAAAAAUGUGUUAUUACUUGUAAAUUUUGUUAAAUUCUUUGAAUCAUAUUUAUUUUUUAUUAAAAUUGAGAAAAAAAACAGUUUAAAAAUUCAGUAUAUCUCCCUAUAA
This is a messenger RNA of Dictyostelium discoideum AX4, 291 nucleotides long. RefSeq lists its product as hypothetical. The transcript is spliced from 2 exons. The record is from RefSeq and is a predicted model, not a curated record. Lineage: Eukaryota; Evosea; Eumycetozoa; Dictyosteliales; Dictyosteliaceae. Bases 1 to 291 code for a protein of 96 amino acids.